This is a messenger RNA of Petromyzon marinus (sea lamprey), 1416 nucleotides long. NCBI's taxonomy places the organism in Eukaryota, Metazoa, Chordata, Hyperoartia, Petromyzontiformes, Petromyzontidae. The record is from RefSeq and is a predicted model, not a curated record.
ACACGUACUAUUAAAUAUAGGAAUUUUGCCGAGUCGAUUUGGUCAUCCUUACCCUCAAAUUUUCAGUUUAUUUGGAAGACAAGGUUUGUCUUUAUCAUUCAAUACUUUCCAAUACUCUUGACUCUUUGGUGCCACUUAUCUGCACUCCUUAAAACAUUUUGGAUACAGCUUGAGCCUAGAUGGAGGGAUACACGUCUGGAGAUUCAUCUUCAGAUCUGGAAGCAACAUCAGUACAUAUUUUGGGGUGCAUUAAACUCGGCAAGAUUUUGGUGUACUGCAAAAGAGACAAGAAUGGCACAUCUUCCUAUAAAGUUAACAAAGCAAGACAUUUGUACAGAAACCGAAGAUCACGAGUAUCUUCCUAUGCGGGGCCUGGAUACAUUCUUAUACUAUAGUGUAAAAUGGGUGCUUAGAGAAAAAUAUGCGGAGAUGGUCACUGAGAAGCAGGUAUCUGCCAUACAGUGCCCUAAUGAGAUCGGGGGCAUCAACGUCGCUCUGAGCUUUCUGAAGAAAGUACUGGGCCUCACUUUGGUGUUCGUGCCAUCCUCGCACCAAGGUGCUCUUGAAGUUGCCAAUGCGGUGUAUUAUGGUGACAUCGUAACUUACACUGAGAUGAAUGAAGUCAAAGCAUACUUUUUAAAAGCACAAUUAAAGCAGUCAGCGGUCCUUAUUCUGGACUGCAGGAUUGAAAAUGAAGCCUUCUGGAAGCAAGCUUGCAAAUUAGUGAAGGAUUACCGAAUCAUUCCCUUGCUGCUGAUGGCAUGGGUUCCAGUGAGAGACAAUGUUGCUGCUCCAUUGCAUGCCUUCCUGGAUGGAGGUCUCGAGGUCAUUGUGCUGCAAAGCUUCCAACAUCUACUGCGCCUCAACGAAGACGGAGCCGCUCUGCUUCUCGGCAUCACGGCAGACGCACAUGGCCGAACUGUGCUCCAGAGCCAACUUGAGAGUGUCACUCGCUGCCUGUGGGGGCCUCCACCAAACCACGGCGCCCGCGUCGUCGCCAAACUGCUGCAGCACCUGGACAGCCACAACGGGCCCAGCGUGGGCCCCGCGGAGCUGUACCAAAGCAGCUCUGUACACGGCAACAAGAUUCGGCGUGAAGAGGCACGGGCGAUUUCUACUUUAAAUAAAUGACUAAAUGCGGGGGGAGGGGGGGCUGGGGGAGGGAUCCCCGUUAUUGGCCAGGGUUAGGGAAUGGAAAGUUGCUACUUAAAACGAAACGAUGUAUAAAGGGGGAAUUUUCCCCCCGUAAGAAUAAUGAGAAAUGGGUGGAGGGGGGGUGUGUGAGUGGAUAAGGACCAUGAGAGCGUAAACAUUAAUAAAGUAUGAAAGCUUUCGUGACUGCAUAAAAUUACUCAUUGGUUUUUUCGGUAAAGUUACAUAUGUAGAAAUACAAUAAAAUUAUGUUAAAACAAAAAA